This is a messenger RNA of Homarus americanus (American lobster), 330 nucleotides long. RefSeq lists its product as uncharacterized. The record is from RefSeq and is a predicted model, not a curated record. Lineage: Eukaryota; Metazoa; Arthropoda; Malacostraca; Decapoda; Nephropidae. The transcript has a single exon. Bases 1 to 330 code for a protein of 109 amino acids.
AUGAGGCAAUGGAGACAUGUCAGCUCAGAGCAAAACCCGGCAGAUGAUGCAACACGAGGAGUAACCGCUUCUCAGAUGUUGGAGGAUUGUCGUUGGACCCAGGGUCCAAUUUUUAUAAGGCUACCUCCCGAGUAUUGGCAAAAGGCACCGCAGGUUGACAUGGAACUCGAGGGCGAUCCUAAAGUGAAAAGGGACGUGACUUCAGUGACCUCCACAGUACACAGAGCCGAAGAAACUUUGCAGUGCCUGUGGGAAAGGUACUCUGCUUUGUUCCAGCUUCAAAGAGGAGUAGAUUGGAUCCGGAGAGUUAUCAACGUCCUCAAAGAAUAA